Molecule: messenger RNA, 1287 nt
Organism: Zingiber officinale
Lineage: Eukaryota; Viridiplantae; Streptophyta; Magnoliopsida; Zingiberales; Zingiberaceae
Product: peroxidase 31-like
Exons: 4
Coding region: 1-1287 (428 amino acids)
Biological process (GO): response to oxidative stress; hydrogen peroxide catabolic process
Molecular function (GO): peroxidase activity; heme binding
Source: RefSeq, a predicted model, not a curated record
AUGGUAGAUGUCAAUAAAGUUCUUCAACCUUGGCAGAUAGUAGAUCGCUUUAGGGAUAACACCAAUUGUCGGAUUGUUGCAACAUCAACAGAGACAGUGCCACGGGUUGCACCGGUGGUCAGGUGCGAGGUGGCGGCUAAAGCAAUGUCGGUUGAGUCAAGGGGCAUGGAUAGAGCCUUCGUCCUCCUCCCUGAAUCCUCUCCUGCCCAUUCUCUUCUCCUCCAUUUCCUCUCCUCCCUCCUCCUCUCCCUCUCUCUGCCAAUGACCAAGAAGGUCGGAGACAUUAGCAUGGCGGCCCGGGCGGUGGCCAUCCCUCCGGCACUCCUCCUCCUGCUCUUCUCCCUCGCCAGCCCCGCCGCAGCUAAUCUCUCCACCGGUUACUACCAGAAGACGUGCCCCAAGGCGGAGCAGAUCAUAUCGGACGUGGUCACCGGGAAGCAGAUCUCCACCCCGACCACCGCCGCCGGCUCCCUCCGGCUCUUUUUCCACGACUGCUUCGUGGGGGGCUGUGACGCCUCCAUGCUCAUCUCCACCAACGCCUUCAACCGGGCCGAGCGCGACGCCGACGACAACAUCUCUCUCCCCGGCGACGCCUUCGACACCGUCAUCCGCGCCAAGACCGCGCUGGAGCUGCAGUGCCCCGGCGUGGUCUCCUGCGCCGACGUGCUCGCGCUGGCCACCCGCGACCUGGUGCUCAUGCUCGGCGGGCCGUUCUACACCGUGCGCCUCGGCCGGAAGGAUGCGCUGGCCUCCACCGCGGCCUCCGUCCCCGGGAACCUGCCGAGCCCCAACAUGACCGUGGACCAGCUCAUCGACGUAUUCGCCAAGAAGAAGAUGACGGUGCAGGACAUGGUGGCGCUCUCCGGCGCUCACACCGUCGGCUUCUCCCACUGCAACCAGUUCGCCUCCCGCGUCUUCAACUACGACGGCAGCGGCGGCCACGACCCGACGAUGAACUCCGAGUACGCGGCGGCGCUGCAGCAGGCGUGCGCGAACUACGAGAAGGACUCGACGAUCGCGGCGUUCAACGACCUGAUGACGCCGGGGAAGUUCGACAACCUGUACUACCAGAACGUGCUCCGGGGGCUGGGGCUGCUGGCGUCCGACUCCGCGCUGGCGGCCGACAAGCGGACGCGGCCCCUGGUGGAGCUCUACGCCGCCAACCAGACCGCCUUCUUCAACGACUUCACCAAGGCCAUGGAGAAGCUCAGCCUCGUCGGGGUGAAGACGGGCAGAAAGGGCGAGGUCCGCCGCCGCUGUGACGAGUUCAACAGUCUCUCCACUUGA